This is a messenger RNA of Marasmius oreades (fairy-ring Marasmius), 1689 nucleotides long. RefSeq lists its product as uncharacterized. Gene Ontology annotation, molecular function: UDP-N-acetylglucosamine diphosphorylase activity. The record is from RefSeq and is a predicted model, not a curated record. Gene Ontology annotation, biological process: UDP-N-acetylglucosamine biosynthetic process. Lineage: Eukaryota; Fungi; Basidiomycota; Agaricomycetes; Agaricales; Marasmiaceae. The transcript has 2 exons. Bases 73 to 1554 code for a protein of 493 amino acids.
CUUUUAGCCGCGUCAUAUAAAGACGGCGUGAAACGUUUCUUCCGCUCUUCAUCUUUCCUUUUCAUUCUAUUCAUGUCUUUCGAUACCCUCAAACAACGCUACGAGGCAGCUGGUCAAGGCCAUCUGCUUAAAUUCUGGCCACAACUGUCCAAAGGCGAGCAGAGCUCUCUUACUGAUCAGCUCGAUGCGCUCGAUAUCGAACGCGUCAAUCGUAUAUACAUGAAGGCCAUCAGUGCAGAAAAAGAAGUUAUAGACCCCAACACAGUCGCUGAUUCGAUCCAGCCUUUACCCGAAGGCGCGUCAGAGUCUGUUACGAACGUAAUCAAAGUGAAGGAAUGGAGGCAAAUUGGUCUGGAGGCUAUCGCACGCGGCGAAGUUGGGGUCCUCCUUAUGGCUGGGGGGCAGGGUACGAGGUUGGGUAGCAGUGCCCCCAAAGGAUGCUACGAUAUCGGACUACCAUCACACAAAUCACUCUUCCAGUAUCAGGCUGAGCGUAUUGCCAGGCUGCAGACCGUUGCCGAGCAGGAGUGCAACAAAUCAGCGGGAUCGGUAAUCAUUCCCUGGUAUGUGAUGACCAGUGGCCCAACUCGUCGCGACACGCAGAAUUUUUUCAAGACAAACAAGUUCUUUGGAUUGAAAGCGGACAAUGUCAUCUUCUUCGAGCAAGGAACACUUCCAUGCCUUACGAUGGAUGGCAAGGUGCUUCUUGAAACCCCAUCUCGCGUCGCUGUAGCCCCUGACGGCAAUGGUGGAGUCUAUGCCGCUACUCGUUCUCCCCUCUCCGCCACCGACAAAUCUCACACCGUUCUAAGUAAUCUAGCGGAUCGAAAGGUCCUUUACGUGCAUGCGUACUGUGUGGACAACUGCCUCGUUCGCGUUGCCGAUCCAGUCUUUAUCGGAUAUAGUAUCCAAAAACAGGCAGACUGCGCUGCUAAAGUGGUGCCGAAGACUUCACCCACCGAGUCCGUUGGGGUUGUCGCUUGCCGUGGAGAUAAAUUUAGUGUCGUGGAAUACUCCGAAAUCUCCAAGGAGCAGGCAGAGAAACGAGACCCAAAGACAGGAGAACUCGCGUUCCGAGCGGGUAACAUUGCAAACCAUUUCUACACCACUGCUUACCUCAACCGAGUCGAGAGCUUCGAGCACGAGCUUGCAUUCCACAUUGCCCGCAAGAAAAUUCCCCACGUGGAUCUCGAGACUGGCCAGGUUGUAAAGCCCAAGGCACCAAACGGGAUGAAGCUGGAACUGUUCGUCUUCGACGUCUUCCCCUUCACUGAACGAUUCGCUGUGCUCGAAGUCGAAAGGAAGGAGGAGUUCAGCCCACUGAAAAACGCUCCCGGUACUGGUUCAGACGACCCAGAAACCAGUCGUACCGACUUGCUCACCCAGCACCAGCGAUUCUUGGAAAGUGCAGGUGCUACAGUGAAGGAUGGAGUGGAAAUCGAAAUUUCGCCUUUGGUGAGUUAUGCCGGUGAAGGGCUUGAACCUGUAAAAGGGAAGACGUUUUCGAAAUCGGGGUUGGUGGAGUCUGUCGAAGAGUUAGAUGCUUUAGUCUAGCUAUGGUCACGAAAAGGUAUGGGAAAGGAAAAGCUUCAGGAUAGAAUUUGGAACGGACCAUCAGUCGGCUUUGGGUAUCCAGUGAAUGUAUACCCCCUAGUGUAGAUAAAAAAAUAAUGUAAGGAUACUUGUCGC